This is a messenger RNA of Schizosaccharomyces octosporus yFS286, 571 nucleotides long. RefSeq names its product 60S ribosomal protein L34. Gene Ontology annotation, molecular function: structural constituent of ribosome. The record is from RefSeq and is a predicted model, not a curated record. NCBI's taxonomy places the organism in Eukaryota, Fungi, Ascomycota, Schizosaccharomycetes, Schizosaccharomycetales, Schizosaccharomycetaceae. Gene Ontology annotation, cellular component: ribosome. Gene Ontology annotation, biological process: translation. The transcript has a single exon. Bases 68 to 406 code for a protein of 112 amino acids.
CGCUCAACACAAUUGCUCAAGAGGUACAAAAAAGAACCUGCGCAGAACAAACGAAAAAAAGAUCAAAAUGGCUCAACGAGUUACCUACCGCCGUCGCCUUGCUUACAACACUCGUAGCAACAAGACCAGAAUCAUUAAGACUCCUGGUAACAAACUCCGCUAUUUGCAUAUCAAGAAGCUUGGCACCAUCCCUCGUUGCGGUGACACAGGCGUUCCUUUGCAAGGUAUUCCCGCUCUGCGUCCUCGUGAGUUUGCUCGUCUUUCCCACAACAAGAAGACUGUCCAACGUGCUUAUGGCGGUAACUUGAGUGCCAACGCCGUUAAGGACCGUAUUGUUCGUGCCUUUUUGAUCGAGGAACAAAAGAUUGUUAAGCAAAAGCUUAAGCAAAUGUCUUCCCAAAAGUAAAGGGUAAAGGUUGAGCCGGAAAGCUUUGUCUGAGCUGCUCUAUCUAAAUAACUUCCUUGAUUAUCGGAAAUCAAAUAAGACUGUUUUCGGUGCGUAUAACCUGACAUUGAGUAAUUGAUUGUAAAAUGUAAGCUUAUCCUGUAGAGUUGAUGAAGUAAAUAAAUU